CCUCUGGAUGAAGAUUACCGAAUUUUGAGCAUUGAUUACCAAAUCGAAGCCUCAAAAUCUGACUUGUAAUCUCCAACGCUUGCUAGAUUUCACCAGAAAAUAGAUCUUAUAGCUUUGAUAGGCCACACAAGUUCCAACUCUGCCACAACAUCAGGUCUGUUUUUGAUAACUUCUUCCUAUACAUGAACAAAAAGCUCAAAGGAGAUUUGUAGCUUGCCGUUCACAUUUGGUGCAUAGUUUAUAUUGGAGAAGAAGCCUGGUGAAAGCAAUAAAGUAAUGCAUUUUUAUCUAUAAAAGAGCUUCAGAAAGAAACUACCAAUGUUUGGGGUCAUUUCUGUCUCUACAUUUGUUUCGCCUCAUUUAUCUACAGCUUCAAGAUUGAUCGUUAAGAUGUCUGCAACAGGAACCAGAAACCCUGGAAUAUCAAUCCAAUCUGUGGCUGUAAAGCCUCCUUCUCACCCUACAUAUGAUUUGAAGGGUGUCAUCAAGCUUGCCCUCGCGGAAGAUGCUGGGGAUCGAGGGGAUGUGACCUGUAUGGCCACGAUUCCAGCUGACAUGGAAGUAGAAGCCCAUUUCUUGGCAAAAGAGAAUGGGGUCAUUGCUGGAAUUGCACUGGCAGAGAUGAUAUUCGGCGAGGUUGAUCCUACCCUGAAGGUGGAGUGGUCAAGAAAAGAUGGAGAUUGUGUUCAGAAAGGACUGCAGUUUGGCAAAGUGCAUGGGCGGGCACACAACAUUGUUGUAGCUGAAAGGGUUGUGCUUAAUUUUAUGCAGAGGAUGAGUGGAAUAGCAACUCUAACAAAGGCAAUGGCUGAUGCUGCACGCCCUGCAUACAUUUUAGAGACAAGGAAAACAGCUCCCGGCUUACGUCUAGUGGACAAGUGGGCGGUACUAAUAGGUGGAGGGCGGAAUCACAGAAUGGGUUUAUUUGAUAUGGUGAUGAUAAAAGAUAAUCAUAUAUCAGUAGCUGGGGGUGUCAAAGAUGCUCUCAGAUCUGUGGACCUAUAUUUAGAGCAAAAUAAUCUUCAUAUGGGGGUUGAGAAAAAGUUUAGGAAUGCAGAAACCGAUCACAGGGAGCGCAUAAACUCUUUCACAUUUGUGGGUCCCACCCACACCCAUGUUGAAACCAGGACACUUGAGGAAGUAAAUGAGGCAUUACAUUAUGCAUCUCAAACAAAAACUUCCUUGACUAGGAUAAUGCUGGAUAAUAUGGUUGUCCCGCUACCUAAUGGGGAUGUUGACGUGUCAAUGCUUAAAGAAGCUGUAGAUCUGAUCAAUGGCAGAUUUGACACUGAGGCAUCUGGAAAUGUUACCCUUGAAACAGUGCACAAAAUUGGACAAACUGGGGUGACCUACAUUUCUAGCGGUGCACUGACACAUUCUGUGAAAGCACUUGACAUUUCCCUGAAAAUUGAUACGGAGCUUGCACUUGAGGUUGGAAGGCGUACGAAACGAGCGUGAUCUCCCUUUAUUUUGUGCUCUCUUCUUUUGUCUGCACAAGUAAUUCGGACUGCAGGAACAAUAAAAGGGCACAGAAACGAAAGAGUAAGCAUCUGAAAGUAAUUACAGAUCCGGAGAUUCUGAACCCCAAAUAGGUCAACCUUUUGAAUUGUUAUUAAAGAUAUGUGAAGUUAAGAGACAACUUGGUGAAUUGAAUGAUCUUAGUAGCUAGAGGUAUAGACAAGCAUUUCCUAAGAAAAUUGUCUUCAAUAAUGCAUUUUAAAGAUGAAAACAAUAAAUAAAUAAAUAAAUUAUUUUAAAAUUAUGAACUUAA
Camellia sinensis is the source of this 1771-nucleotide messenger RNA. NCBI's taxonomy places the organism in Eukaryota, Viridiplantae, Streptophyta, Magnoliopsida, Ericales, Theaceae. The record is from RefSeq and is a predicted model, not a curated record.